GAAUCACUGAAUUUUUUACUGUUCCGAGUAAGAGGCAUCGUUGAAAUCGUGUAUUCCGUGUAUUCGUCAGGCAUCAAAGUGGAAAGUCUUGCGAAUGCAGUGCAUUUCGCGUAACCUACUCUUUCUUUGCAGAACAGCAGCACGAGGCAUAUGUAAGGACAACACAAUUAACAAACAGCCUCUGCGAAAAUUUACCGUUACCGCUAGGUUAGCCGAUUUUAACAACUGGGGUACAGUGAAAAAGACCCGGAAAGUGAAAAUACAAAUUUUCACAGAUAUGUCGGAUCCAAAAAUUGAAGAAAUCCUGUCACCUCUUCGCGCUAAUGUUAAGGAACAGGGCGAUUAUGUCCGGAAACUUAAAUCUAAUGGAGCUCCAGAAUUGGACAUUAAGAAAGCAGUUGCUGAACUUAAACUUCGUAAGAAGUUGUUGGAAGACAAAGAAUUAUCUCUAUCAGAAACAACAUUAUUUGAUAAAGCAAGAAUGGAGGAUCUCUUAAAACGAAGAUUUUACUUAGAUCAGUCUUUUGCAAUUUAUGGUGGAAUCACUGGUCAAUUUGACUUUGGCCCUAUGGGUUGUGCAUUUAAGACAAAUUUAUUAAAUCAUUGGAGAAACUUUUUCAUAUUAGAGGAACAAAUGUUAGAAGUUGAUUGUUCUAUUUUAACACCAGAACCGGUACUUAAAGCAUCUGGACAUGUUGAAAGAUUUGCAGACUUAAUGGUGAAGGAUGUAAAGAGUGGAGAAUGCUUUAGAUUAGAUCACUUAAUUAAAGCACAUUUAGAGAAAAUUAUUAGCGAUAAAAAAACUGAUGAUAAUACACGUGCAGAGUGCAGAGACAUUAUUAUAAAAUUAGAUGGAAUGACAAAAGGUGAAAUGGCUGCUGUUUUGAUCAAGUUCAAUAUGAAGUCUCCUAUCUCUGGGAAUGAUUUAACAGAACCUAUAGAAUUUAAUUUAAUGUUUGGAACUCAAAUUGGUCCUUCAGGUCUUAUAAAGGGAUACCUGAGACCAGAAACUGCUCAAGGUAUUUUUGUAAACUUUAAAAGGUUACUUGCAUUUAAUCAAGAAAGGCUACCAUUUGCUGCAGCUCAGAUUGGAAAUGCAUUCCGUAAUGAAAUUUCUCCAAGAUCUGGGCUGAUAAGAGUGAGAGAAUUCACUAUGGCAGAAAUAGAACAUUUCUGUGAUCCUAAUGAUAAAAGUCAUCCUAAAUUUGAAACAAUUAAAGAUUUAAAAUUACUUUUAUAUUCUGCUUGCAAUCAAAUGGAUGGGAAGAGUGCUGAGCACAUAACUUUGGGUGAUGCUGUGAUGAGCAAGCUUAUAGCUAAUGAGACAUUAGGGUACUUUAUGGGUAGAAUUUAUCAAUUUUUAGUGAAAGUGGGAGUUGAUCCAAAAAAACUACGUUUCCGUCAGCAUAUGGGAAAUGAAAUGGCUCAUUAUGCAUGCGAUUGUUGGGAUGCUGAAUGUUUAACUUCUUAUGGUUGGGUUGAAUGUGUUGGUUGUGCAGAUCGUUCUGCUUAUGAUUUAACUCAACAUACUAAAGCCACUGGAGUUAAACUAGUUGCUGAGAAAAAAUUACCAGCACCAAAAAAUGUUGACAUAUGUGAAAUAGUACCAAACAAAGUUUUAAUUGGAAAAACAUUUAAGAAAGAUAGUAAACUAGUUCAGAGUGCAUUAGAAGCAUUAAAUGAGAGUGAAAUCAAUGCUUUAGAAGCCGAUUUUGAUGAGAAGGGAGAACACGAUCUGAAGCUUUCCAAUGAUACUAAAAUAAAAAUUACGAAAGAUAUGAUUCAAGUAAAACGAUAUCAGAAAACUGUGCAUGUAGAAGAAAUAAUUCCUUCUGUAAUCGAACCAUCUUUCGGAAUAGGACGUAUUAUGUACGCUAUCUUUGAACAUAACUUUAGAACAAGGGAAGGAGAUGAAAAGCGAACUUAUUUUAGUUUGCCGCCGGUUGUAGCACCUUUAAAAUGUUCAGUGUUACCACUUAGUGGUAAUGAUGAAUUUGUACCAUUUGUAAAACAAUUGUCUCAGAAUCUUACAAAGCUAGAUGUUUCUCAUAAAAUAGAUGAUUCUUCUGGUAGUAUUGGACGCAGAUACGCACGAACUGAUGAGAUUGCCAUACCAUUUGGUAUCACCAUAGACUUUGAUACUUUGAAAACACCUCAUAGUGCUACAUUGCGCGAAAGGGACAGUAUGGGACAAGUUAGAAUAAAUUUGGAUGAACUUCCAAGUGUUGUAAGGGAUCUGUCCUAUGGUAAAAUUACAUGGUCUGAAGUGGAAGCAAAGUAUCCAAAGUUUGAACAACAAGAAUCAACAGAAUAACAAUAAUAUAUUAAAUAAAUUUUCUAAA
Molecule: messenger RNA, 2342 nt
Organism: Dufourea novaeangliae
Lineage: Eukaryota; Metazoa; Arthropoda; Insecta; Hymenoptera; Halictidae
Gene: GlyRS
Product: glycine--tRNA ligase
Exons: 4
Coding region: 95-2314 (739 amino acids)
Biological process (GO): mitochondrial glycyl-tRNA aminoacylation
Cellular component (GO): mitochondrion; cytoplasm
Molecular function (GO): ATP binding; glycine-tRNA ligase activity
Source: RefSeq, a predicted model, not a curated record